Messenger RNA from Aspergillus niger, 2340 nucleotides. RefSeq lists its product as uncharacterized. Gene Ontology annotation, biological process: protein deubiquitination. The transcript is spliced from 6 exons. Lineage: Eukaryota; Fungi; Ascomycota; Eurotiomycetes; Eurotiales; Aspergillaceae. The record is from RefSeq and is a predicted model, not a curated record. Bases 1 to 2340 code for a protein of 779 amino acids. Gene Ontology annotation, molecular function: protein binding; zinc ion binding; cysteine-type deubiquitinase activity.
AUGGCUUCUUGUUGCCAUGUCACGUCUGAAGGGCUGAGGAUUCCAGCUUCGUCGCAGGUUGUAUAUCGGGAAGACUGUACACAGUGUUUCGACUCAAUAGAUGAGGAACAUGGUCUUAAUGUUUGCUUAACAUGUUUCAAUGGAGGCUGCGCUGGUGAUAGAAAUCAUGCCUUUCUCCACUAUGAACGUUGCAGUCACCCUCUAGCGCUCAAUAUUAAAAGAUCACGUAAAAACGUCCAGAGGGAUGAGCCACCACAGAAGAUUUCGAAGCUUGCAAUCGCCGCUGAAACCGAUGAGGACCGUUAUGUCACGAAAACACGUGUUGUCUGUUAUCCUUGCUGUCAGAAUGAUCUCGAUGCAUCCAGAGGUAGGCUGCCAGCUGUAAUUGACGGCGUGAUGAAAGCGAUGACCUUCUCCAAAAGAGAGGAAGUCAAGGCCUGGGAGCAGGAGUUCAUCCCCUGCGAGCAUACCAUAAAUCUAAUCCAGGGAGCGUCAAGACAGAUUGAAUCUAAGGAGCUAGUCCAGUGUUCCAUGUGUAACCUGAAAGAGAACCUCUGGCUAUGUCUAGAAUGCGGCAACCUUGGCUGCGGUCGCAGUCAGUUUGGCGGAGUUGGAGGAAACUCGCAUGCACUUGCGCAUUCUGACAUAAAAUCGCAUGCCGUUGCAGUGAAGCUGGGUUCUAUAACUGCAGAUGGCUCGGCAGACGUGUACUGCUAUAGAUGCAACGAAGAAAGGACCGAUCCUAACCUGGCUACUCAUCUUGCUAAUUGGGGCAUCAAUCUAGCGGGCCGUGAGAAGACAGAGAAAAGCCUUAUGGAGAUGCAGGUUGAGCAAAAUAUGAGAUGGGAAUUUUCGAUGACUUCUGAGGACGGCCAUGAACUUACACCGGUGUUUGGGCCAGGAUUAACCGGCUUGACUAACUUAGGAAACAGUUGUUAUCUCUCAAGUGUUGUCCAAUGCCUUUUCGCCUUGCCUGAGUUCCAAAAACGAUAUUACCAUCCUAACAGCGAGCCGCCGCACACGCAAAGGCCAGCGGAGGACCUUGAAACCCAACUGCGGAAGCUGGCCGACGGCAUCCUCUCUGGCAGAUACUCCAGACCCGAUAGCGAUGUCAGGUCUUCCCCUGAUUCAGCUGAAGUUCCUCAUCAAAAGGGCUUAGCACCCGCCAUGUUCAAGCAUCUCGUUGGCCGUAAUCAUGAAGAAUUCUCUACGAUGAGACAACAGGAUGCGUUCGAGUUCAUGCUUCACCUCUUCAAGCAGAUAAACUUGUCCAAGCAUCCCGGAGGAUUAGAUAACCCAAUCACCUCGUUCGGCUUCUCUAUGCAACAGCGUCUCCAAUGUUUGCAGUGCAAGAAGGUUCGUUACAGGGCUGACGCACAAGAUAACAUUUCGAUCCCUGUUCCCGCUCGUCGGCUCCCCGAUGCAAAUGCUUCUGGCUCCACAAACGAGUAUGAGAGUGUCACUCUAGCAGAAUGUCUGGAUGCUUUUACAGCCGAGGAAGUUGUUGAAUUCAGCUGCCCGUCCUGCGGUUCCACGGAGGGGUUCAAUAAGCAAUCUUCAUUCAAAACCCUACCGCAGAAACUGGUUAUUAAUGCGCGGAGGUUCGAACUGAUAAAUUGGGUACCCACAAAGUUGAAUAUUCCGGUAGAAGUUGAUGAGGAGCCAAUAGACUUUGGUACUUACCUUUCCUCCGGGCCCAAUCCAGAUGAGGAGCUUCUCCCUGACAUUCAGGAACCUGAAAAUACGUUUAAGCCCAAUGAAAUUGCGAUGGAACAGCUUGUCGGCAUGGGUUUUCCGAAUACAAGGUGCGAAAGGGCGCUUUAUGUGACCGGCAACUCGGAUGUUGAGGCUGCUAUGAACUGGCUCUUUGCUCACAUGGAAGACCCUGAUAUCGACGAGCCGCUCGAUAAGGUGGUUACCAGCACCUCAGGGAGCCAGCAAGACCCAGCUAAGGUUGCGCAGUUGACUGAAAUGGGCAUAAAUUCUGGUCAUGCUAGGAGGGCAUUGGCAGCGACGGAGGGGGAUCUCAACAGGGCAAUUGAUUGGGUGUUCACCCAUCCGGAGGAUUCAAUGGACAUCGGUUCAGACUCUGACAUCCCUGAAUCCAGUGAUAUACAUCUAGACUCUGAUGCCACGCCAGCAAAAUACCAAUUGCAAUCAAUAGUGUGCCACAAAGGCUCAUCUGUGCAUGCUGGGCACUAUGUCGCAAUUGUGCGUAAGGCCGUGCCAGGAAGUAAUGGUACUCGGUGGGUCAUGUUCAAUGAUGAGAAGGUUGUUCAGGUGGAUGACAUACAAGAGAUGAAGAAGUUCGCAUAUAUUUACGUAUUCUCUCGGACCUAA